Messenger RNA from Entrophospora candida, 405 nucleotides. The record is from the annotation of a GenBank genome assembly. NCBI's taxonomy places the organism in Eukaryota, Fungi, Glomeromycota, Glomeromycetes, Entrophosporales, Entrophosporaceae.
AUGCAUGUAUCAUUUGUAGUCAGAAUAUCUUUAUCAUCGCCAUCACUAGCACAACAAAGAUUAGAUUUAUUAUUAGAACAAGAAGCAGAAUUUAAUAAUAAUUUAUCGAAUACAUCCUUUUAUAAUAACUCUGCUAUAAAUACCAUACCACCAGCAUACUCAACAGAAGAAAACAAUAAUAAUUCCUCAAUACCCAAAUAUCCAACACAAGCACAUAUAUCAUCAGAACUACCAACCUACGAUCAUGCUACUAUUGAUAUGCCACCAUCAUAUGGUUCACACAAUAACAAAGAUAAUGAAGCUUCGUGUUCUGGCCACUUUGGCUCGUUGGUAUGGGAUUCAGUAUAUUUGGCAAGAAGAAUGAAACAAGAAAAUGGGGAAGAAGAUGUGCUUGGAAUUCAUUAA